GAUGGUAGUUAGACUAUUGGUGAGUUGCCAAGGAAGAGAGCCACCCGAACUUAAAAAUAAGACCAUCAUCCCCUUCGAAUCUGCUGGGAGCUUUCCACCAAAACGAGCACUUGUUUUUGGAUCUGGGCGCCGGCCGCAGCGUGUCUUCUCGACAGUCCCCAUCCCCCACGUCAUCGACCCGAAAUGGUACACUCAGCAGCUCCCGCCUUCAUCCAGCCCGUUUCGGCCCUCUUCGACGCUCUCGCCACUCCCAUCCAUCCAACCUUCUUCCCCGUCGGAUGCUUUCCCCUCCUUCAUGCCUUCCGGAUCAGUGUCGCUUAUCGCACCUUGAACACUCGAGCCGGCGGAAAAACUAGCGCGGCCGCUGACUUGGCCGGCUUCUUGUUGAUGGCUUGGGGCGGCUCGAUUAUCUCGCACAUCUUGUUGAAUUUGCCGAUCCCACAACUGCUUUCAUUCAGUCCAUUUUUGGUCUAUGCGACGACCCACAUGAGUCUACCCGAUCUCGGGAGCUUACCGAGUCUGAAGACGCUCGACAGCCUGUUCCCUCUGGUGGAUGGGCUGCUUCGAACGGCCUCGAUCGCAGCGGGGGUCGAGGCGUGUCGAAACCAUGGCUCCCCAGCGAUCAGAGAAUCGCUCUCGAUCCAACUCUUCAUCGGAGCCGUGGCCUCCUCGGGCGGCGGUAUAUCCGCUCAAACGCUCAGUGUAUGGGAACCUUCCUGGCGCUUGAACCGGCCGUUGUUUUUGCAAGAAGGAACACUGCUGGCUGGCACUGAUGUUUGGUCGGGUGCCUUGGUGGCUGCAAUCUACGGUUGUCUGUCAGCUAGUCAUCCUCAUUAUUCAAGUUUGAUUGGUUUGCUCUAUUCAUCCUCUUUCACCAAUUCUCCUAUCCUCUCACCAACCGACGCCAAGGCAACGGCUGCCUCGAUCCUUACCCUGAUCUAUUGUUGGAGAGUCUAUCAUGUACACUAUUCCAAAUCAUCUGUUGUAGGCACCAAGAAAGCUGGCCAAAAGUCCAAAUCAAAAAAUCAAUGAUUAUCUGUGCUUAAUUCUCCCUUGUCGAAGAUUGCGCCAGGCCAUUGAUAUGCUAUCUCGUCUUCAAAAGCAGCAUUACAACCUUACGCUUUG
Molecule: messenger RNA, 1125 nt
Organism: Puccinia graminis f. sp. tritici CRL 75-36-700-3
Lineage: Eukaryota; Fungi; Basidiomycota; Pucciniomycetes; Pucciniales; Pucciniaceae
Exons: 2
Coding region: 184-1032 (282 amino acids)
Source: RefSeq, a predicted model, not a curated record